Messenger RNA from Epinephelus moara (kelp grouper), 4948 nucleotides. It is a transcript of the gene avl9, whose product is annotated as AVL9 homolog (S. cerevisiase). The coding region runs from base 148 to 2037 and encodes 629 amino acids. The record is from RefSeq and is a predicted model, not a curated record. Lineage: Eukaryota; Metazoa; Chordata; Actinopteri; Perciformes; Serranidae. Gene Ontology annotation, cellular component: cytoplasm. The transcript has 16 exons.
GAAAGAUCACCUCCUGUGGUUGUGUUGUGUCCCUGUCCGCCUGUCUAUCUGCCGCAGAUUCAGGGGGGAAAAUCAUCUUUGUCCGCUGUGUUUACAUCUGACCCCGGAGUUAAAAACACCACAGGACGGACUAAACAUCCGGGGGGAAUGGAGUCUUACGGCAGGGACGAUCCGAAGGGAUCGGUGCUGCACAUCGUGGUGGUUGGAUUUCACCACAAAAAGGGCUGUCAGGUGGAAUUCUCGUACCCGCCAUUGAUGCCAGAUGAGGGUCAUGACAGUAACCUGCUGCCAGAGGAGUGGAAGUACCUCCCUUUCCUGGCUCUUCCUGACGGGGCACACAACUACCAGGAAGACACUGUGUUUUUUCACCUGCCACCCCUAAACGAGGACAUGAAGUGUGUCUACGGAGUUUCCUGUUAUCGCCAAAUAGAAGCAAAGGCCCUGAAGGUCCGGCAGGCUGACGUCACCAGGGAGACGGUUCAGAAGAGCGUCUGUGUCCUCAGUCGAGUGCCUCUCUACGGUCUGCUACAAGCUAAACUACAGCUCAUUACACACGCCUACUUUGAGGAGAAAGACUUCUCUCAGAUCUCUAUUUUAAAGGAACUGUACGACCACAUGAACGGCUCUCUGAGGGGCUCGGCUCUGGAGGGAUCACAGGUUUAUCUGGGGUUAUCACCAAGAGAUUUAAUACUGCACUUUCGACACAAGGUUGUCAUCCUCUUCAAGCUUAUUCUGCUGGAGAAGAAGGUCCUGUUCUAUGUGUCUCCUGUCAACAGACUAGUCGGAGCUUUGAUGACAGUUUUAUCGCUGUUUCCAGGUAUGAUCGAACAUGGCCUGGUGGACUCAUCCCACUACAGGCCAAAGAGCAGCUUGUCGGAGGACAUCACUCUGGUCGAAAGCGUCUCAGGAGCAGAGGAGUUCGUCUCUGUGUCUGUCACCGACAUCGCCAACACUACACUCGAGGCAGAGGAGACUGCCCAGCCCGCUGCAGAGUCUCUGUCCUCUGGGAACAGCACAGAGAGGGACAAUCAUCUCCUCAAACCUCCGUCACGCACCUCUCCAGAGUCCUCUGAGAGCGACUGGGAGACCCUGGAUCCCAGCGUGUUGGAAGAAAGUCCCAAAGAGGCAGCAGAGGGGAAGGAGACGGAGCUACGGGACGCCUUCGACUCCAAGCCGGGGACGCCCAUCACUGUGCAGCCACAGUCCGCCAUCGGUCAGGGAGGCGUCGUCCAGGGUCUGGUGUCUGGUCUGGAGGAGGAUCAGUAUGGGCUGCCUCUCCCCAUCUUCACUAAGGGUUACCUGUGUCUGCCCUACAUGGCCCUGCAGCAGCAUCACCUCCUGUCAGAUGUGACGGUGCGUGGCUUCGUUGCUGGGGCGACCAACAUCCUCUUCCGCCAGCAGAGGCACCUCAGUGAUGCUAUCAUCGAGGUGGAAGAAGCUAUCAUUAACAUCCAGGACCCCGAGCUCCGUAAGAUCCUGAGUCUGACAACGGCGGACCUGCGUUUUGCAGACUAUCUGGUCAAACACGUGACGGAGAACCGUGAUGAUGUUUUCCUGGAUGGGACUGGGUGGGAGGGUGGAGACGAGUGGAUCAGAGCCCAGUUCACCCUCUACCUGCACUCCUUACUGUCGUCUGCAUUACAGCAAGAUAACGAGAGGCUGCUUGCUGAUUACGGCGCUCAUUUCAUCGCAGCCUGGAGGAUCACCCACAACUACCGGGUGUGGUACAGCAACAAGCACCCUGCCAUGGCUGCCAUCACUCCAGGACACCCGUUUCAGGGCCAGUACAGUGUUGCUGACGUGAAACUACGACUCUCACACUCAGUGCAGAACAGCGAGAGAGGGAAGAAGAUCGGAAACGCCAUGAUGACCACCAGUCGCAGUAUGGUCCAGACAGGGAAGGCAGUGGGUCAGUCUGUGGGCGGAGCAUUGACCAGUGCCAAGUCGGCCAUGUCCUCCUGGUUCUCCACCCUGGCCCAACCUGCAGCUGUAACCACUCCAGAGUAUGCGGAGCCCGCCACAGAGGUCCAACCCUGAAACCCAGCAGUCCCCUGUCUCUGACUUUGUCCUCGUCCUCUGAUCUUCUGCCUGCUGAAGCCUGAGGGUCAGUGGACUGAGAGCUGCAUUUAUGAAGGAAAAAAUGGUCAUCUUCAGCAUCAGGUUUUAAAUCUGAACCUGUCAUCCUUAUGUUUGGUGACUCUGGGUGAUGCGACAGCACUCUGGACAGGAACAUAGCGCAGCCGUUAUACUAACUGUACAGUCCAUAUCCACUGUGAGGCAAAGACUGCCAGCGCUUUUGAUCAAAAACCCAGAAAUUUCAGCAGGCUGCAUCACAUCUGACCACCUGUUUGGAUUCCUGAAUGCUUUUUCCUGUGACACACUUAACGAUGCUGUCGUUGGGGUUUACGGUGUUCACUCUUUUGCUGCAUUUCUAGAGUUUGUCUAUAUAGCUGACUAUUUUGCUGACAGAGAAAGUACAUAAAAACAAAAAUAAAUUGGUGUUACGGGAUUUGAGCAUGAGCUGUGGCACCUUGAAGAUUUAUAACGGUUUAGAUUUUAAAUUAAGUCUGGCUCAUGUUCAGUGAUGUCGUUGUAAUGACACUGUGGUUGUUGUGGUAACAGCAUGAAUUCCUGAUGAUAACCCAGCGGGCACCAUACAUCAGAAUGACAUCAGAGAGACGUUGGAGUCUUAAGUUGGACAGACGUUAAAAAUAUUUUAUUUUAAAUGUCUAAUGAUGUUAAAAAUAGUGCGAUGUUUUGCAGACGAUUAAAUGUCAGUAUUAUACAUCAAGAUGACGUUGGCAUAAGACAUUAGGAAGACACUGGAUACUUCACAACACAACUUAAAACCAACAAAAUACCAAGGCCAUCUGUUGUCAGUGUUCUACAUCAGUUGACAUUUACAUUAGAGGUCCUGACACUGAAUUUUGGUCACCCAACUUCACAACCUAAAUUCAAUCAAAUAUCAAUGUCUAAAGACAGUGGCCAUCUGGGGAAAAAUACAUUUUGAGUGACCUAACAAUGAUUUUCAUUAUGUGUUUUUUUUGUGUCUUUUUAAAUGAUUAUUAGUUUUUUAAUGUCAGAAAAUAGUAAAAAAAAUAUCCAAAAUGUAUUAAAAGGUUAUCAAACAAAAGCCAAAAAUAGAACAAAAAAUAUCAAUAAAAAUAUGACUUAAAUAAAGCAAAAGCUUUAAGGCAAGAUAUGCUAACAAAUGUAGCUAACAAAUUCUACCUGGAUUUUUUUUUUUUUUUUUUUUUGGGCAAGUUUGUUUGACGUAAUGAGACAUUAAAUCAUUCACAUUUUCAAAAUGUUCAUAACUUAUUCCCAAUGUGAUCUUUAAUCAAAAGAAAAGAAGAUAAUGUUAUAAAGAUAAAUGCCUUGUGUCAGAUUAACUUCUGAGUAGCAUUAGCUUACUGGCUAAAAUGCUCACUGUUUCAAAAGUAAUACUACAAAAGUAUGCACUACAGGUUAUUGGAUAAUUACCAUCAUGUACACAGGCGGGUGUAGUUUUAUCACAGAUGUUAGCUUUAGUGAGGUAGCUAGCUGAAAGAAUGCUUAGCUAACAGUGUUUUCAGUUAAGCUAAUGUUAGCUAGCCACAAAGUCCUCUGGAUUGUUCCACUGAGGAAAUGUUAAGAGGAAAAAGGAUAAUUAUUCAUAAUGUGGCAACACCAAAAUAGAAUACAUGAAGUAAUUAAAUUAAUUAACUUUUAAUUAGUUCUAUCAACUGGUUUGUGGUGGAAAAAAUAAUUAAAAGCUUUUUGCUACUUUUAACCAACUGCUCUGAGCUUAAACGCAAAAAGAUACACCUGUUAUAAUUAUUUUUACCCUUUAUUUUAAAUAUCUAAUGUACUGUGUUAUUUGUUGAUGUAUUAGCUAUACUUUUGACUUGUCUGAUAACCUUUAAGUACAUCAUUUCAAUUUCCCGGUCUUAAAAUUAUGAGUUUUGUCCAACCAACAGUUGAUAACUCCUAAAAUAUUAAAUUUAAGACUAUAUAAAAUAGAUAAGCACGCAACAGAGAAUAUUGCUUUUUUUUUUUUUUUUUUUUUUUGGAUAAAUGACAAAACUUGAAAAGCAGCUCUGGAAUUUUACAUUUCUCCAUUCUCAAGCUUCUAUGACAAAUGCAGAACAAUACAUUAUUUACAAAAUCUGCUGUUACAGCAAUAACCACAGUGUUAUGACGUAAAUCCUUGUGUACCUAAUGCCUGACUCUGUGCCCUGAUAAACAUGAUGAAAACUUCCCUUGACUAUGAAGGAACCUGCACCCAGCUGUGUGUUUGAUUAACCCUCACCCAGGCCUUUUUAUACGAUAUAUAUAUUGGGAGAAUUAUAUUUAGUAAAUCUGAGAAUAGUUUAAAGUCAGAUAACCUAUUUAUUUGUUGUGUAUAAACUCCAUACAUAUCCAUGUUUUGUCAUGACAACACUGGAACAAGUCCUAAUCUGUGGACCACUGUGUGUAUUUGCACAAAGCAGCCAUUAUAUUCUAUUUAUGUGAAUCGUUAUCUUGUAUAACUGUAAUUCUGAGGUGCUUACAGGAUCUUUUCCCUCCAUGCUUCAAAUAUUCAACAACAGUUGGAUUAAAAGUGGUCCAGUGAGCAUGCUGUCCAGUCCAGUUUUACAGCUGUAUUGAGUGUCAUCCCUGUGUCUUUAAAACUAUUGUAAUUUUUCCUUUUUCUGGUUUUCAUGCUUUUAAACCUUCUUUGGCCAUUGAGUCAUUUCGGGGAAUUUUCUUUUGAUUUCUGGAUUAUAGUUCAAGAAAACAUCAUCUGUUAAAAGCUGCUUUUCGUUUCUUUUUUUACCCUCUGAUGAUAUAUUUUCAUUUUGUAUUUAACAGAUAUGAAUGUAUUGUGAAUUAAAAUUCACAGAAUAUUUUCUUGACAGAUGCUUUUAAUGUAUUUCAGAAGAAGUGAUACUAUACUAUAUUGCUGUAUUAAAAAAUUAUUAAAAUA